Cornus florida is the source of this 775-nucleotide messenger RNA. RefSeq names its product histone H2B. The record is from RefSeq and is a predicted model, not a curated record. Gene Ontology annotation, molecular function: DNA binding; protein heterodimerization activity; structural constituent of chromatin. The transcript has a single exon. Gene Ontology annotation, cellular component: nucleosome. The coding region runs from base 87 to 530 and encodes 147 amino acids. Gene Ontology annotation, biological process: nucleosome assembly. Lineage: Eukaryota; Viridiplantae; Streptophyta; Magnoliopsida; Cornales; Cornaceae.
CACUCAUUUCAAACUACUCCGUAUUUCUACAAUAGCCCCUUAUCAAAUUCCCAAUUCUCUCACUUUCUCUCUCUAGACACCCUUCGAUGGCACCCAAGGCAGAGAAGAAGCCCGCAGAGAAGAAGCCUGCGGAAGAGAAGAAGACCGUCGCCGAGAAGGCUCCGGCGGAGAAGAAGCCCAAGGCCGGGAAGAAGCUCCCCAAGGAAGGUGGCGCCGCCGCCGGAGACAAGAAGAAAAAGAGGACGAAGAAGAGCGUGGAGACCUACAAGAUCUACAUCUUCAAGGUCCUGAAGCAGGUCCACCCUGAUAUCGGUAUCUCUAGCAAGGCUAUGGGGAUCAUGAACAGCUUCAUCAACGACAUCUUCGAGAAGCUCGCACAGGAGUCCUCCAGGCUCGCUCGUUACAACAAGAAGCCCACCAUCACCUCUCGGGAGAUCCAGACCGCCGUCAGGCUUGUUCUUCCCGGUGAAUUGGCCAAGCACGCCGUGUCUGAGGGGACAAAGGCGGUGACCAAGUUUACCAGCUCCUGAAGGUGACCAAUUUGUCCUUCAAUUGGUUGUGUCUCUGCUUAUCUAGGGUUAGGGUUUUAGAAUCAGUUUACUAUUAGGUUGUUUUUUAAUUUUUCCUUUUGGAUUUCAGUGUUGCUGUGAAUUUGGAUCAGCUUGAUCCAUUUGUUAUUGAAGACGUGAAUGUAAUAGUUUGAAAUCUCUCAAGUUUCGUUUGAGUUCAUCAAUUGACCACCUAUAAAUAAUUAUAAAUCAUUUUCAUUUUGUUU